AUGGCCACUGAGAAGCUGGAACUAAUAGCAACACAAUCGGAUUUACACUUGCUACGAGAAAAGGGGUUCAUUUUAGAAAAGUUAAUCGGUGAGGGAUCAUAUGCUAAAGUUUUCAAAGCAACGCAAAUGAUCGACGAGACUCGACACUGCGUUAUGGCAUGCAAAGUGAUAAAUACAGCACAGGCCCCACGCGAUUAUCUCCUAAAAUUUUUGCCGCGAGAAUUGGAUGUCCUUAUUCGUGUCAAUCAUCCACAUAUAAUACACGUAUCUAAUAUACUCCAACGUCGUGCUAAGUAUUUUAUUUUUCUGCGCUUCGCUGAGCACGGAGAUUUGUUAGAUUUCCUAACGCACCACGGGGCCUUACCUGAAAAGCAGAGUCGGCUUUGGAUGAGACAAAUCUUGUCCGGAAUUCAAUACAUACAUGCUUUGAAUAUUGCACAUAGAGAUUUGAAAUGUGAAAAUAUUUUGAUAACAGCAAAUUAUAAUGUGAAGAUAACGGAUUUUGGUUUCGCUAGGAACGUAAGACUGAGAGAUCGCGAUGUUGUUAGUGAGACAUAUUGUGGCUCUCUCUCAUAUGCAGCGCCGGAAGUAUUGAAGGGCGUGCCAUAUUUGCCAAAACUAUCGGAUAUGUGGUCUAUUGGAAUAAUUUUGUAUACGAUGCUUAAUAAAGCCCUACCUUUUAAUGAAACGUCUGUGAGAAAACUUUACGAGAAGCAGGUAAUGCGUAAGUGGCGUUUCCGGACCAAUGUUGUUAAUCAGCUUUCUACUGAGUGCAAGCAGCAGGUGACGAUGCUUAUGGAGCCGGAUGCUAAACAGCGCCCAACAGCUGGUAGCAUCGUUAACGGUGCUUGGAUCGCUAUGGAUCAAAAACUUGCAAAGUUAACAUUUUUAGAAGAAUCACUUCUAAAACAAGCCGAGGAAGAGUCACAGAGAAAAGAACGUGAGCAUAUUGCAGAGAGCGAAGUCGAGAGGAUCGCUGAGUUGCGACGGAAAGCCCGCGGAAAAGAAGGUCUCAAAGUAUUGAAAACAAACGACACAAUAUAUCGAAAAUCACAAUCGAUUUUUGACAUCAAGGAACAAUAA
Messenger RNA from Parnassius apollo (apollo), 1083 nucleotides. Lineage: Eukaryota; Metazoa; Arthropoda; Insecta; Lepidoptera; Papilionidae. The record is from the annotation of a GenBank genome assembly.